This is a messenger RNA of Symsagittifera roscoffensis, 1441 nucleotides long. RefSeq lists its product as uncharacterized. Bases 212 to 1276 code for a protein of 354 amino acids. The record is from RefSeq and is a predicted model, not a curated record. The transcript has 8 exons. Lineage: Eukaryota; Metazoa; Xenacoelomorpha; Acoela; Convolutidae.
UGUUUGUCUUCAAUAUUCUAUGUUAGUUGAAUUCUUGUUGAAGACCAGAGUAAUCAUAGCCCUAUAGUUCAAGUUAAAUUACCAAAUUUAUCAUCAAUCUCACUGGUAAACACACCUAAAACCAGUAGUAGAUCAUUCAUUCGCAAUCAGAGUACCUAUUUUUAUUCGAAAUCAUAUCGAUUUAGUUUGGCUUUGACUAGUUGAACAAAACAUGUGUGUGAGCAACACCCCCUGCUGUGUGCAAGUGUGUCUGCUCCUCCUGUGGACCUCAGUCUUCUUCUCCUCCGUCCUCCUCCUCUUCCUCCACUCUUCCUUCCAGCCCUCAGACUACACUCUGCACUAUGUGGUGGGCACAGGCGACAGCAGCAGGAAUGAGUUCCUUCUCCCAUUCCCAAAGUGGUUCUGCAGCCGCCUCACUCUCAAUCAAACCGAUGGUCCAGAAGGAAAAAUCUGCGUAGUUCAACCGAAAACUCCGACGGACGGAAAUAACAAAAAAAUCAAGGUGUCUCACAAGAACCAGCUUCUUCCGAGUCAGGGAAAGUCAAUCAUCAGCCAGACGCUCAAGUCCAAAAACGAAUAUCCAGGUAUUGACCACGAUAUGAACAGCACUGAAGGCUUCUACUUCUUCAAUCUCAAAGUCUCCGUAGCAGAUCAGGAACAGACAUCAGCUGUGGCCAUCGGAGUAUUCGACUCAUACUCCCAGGCCAAAGCAGCUCUGGGAUUAUCCGGAAACAAUGAUUCCUCUCACUGUCUCGAUUCUCCUACUCAUCUCGUGCAGCCUGGCCAGAAUUGGAAUCUUUAUUACGAGGAAAACAAACCACGUGACGUGAUAGUGGUCAUGUGUCCACAAAACAAAAACCAACAAAUAUACGCCUGGUAUGAUUUGGAAGUCGUAAAGUACAACACAGUUCUCUCGAGUGAUAUGAGUUGUCAGGACUACAACGAUGACUUCAAUGUACACUACUGCCAUGGAAGCAAUACAUGCAGUGUUGGUCUGGUUUUGCUUACGACCGAUGAUCUGGACUACUUCUCAUAUGAUCUGUGGACCAUGUGGACUCCCAUUGCUCUUAUGUCAGACAGUGACCUUGACCUCAAGCGAGAGACCUUGACCUCUUCUUCUUCUUCCGCUGCUGAUCUGGGAGCAACUGUGUGGUCUGUGUCUUGUCACUUCAGAAUGGAUGUUCUGGCCCCUAUUUUAGCAGCAGAGGUGUGUGUUACUGUCACUAUCUUUCUGACUUCUUGCAUGUGCUGCAGAAGGGCAAAGAACCCGUAUUAAUAAACAGAAGUUAUUCUCAAAUCACACCUGGACGGAAGCCAAAAAACAAAAAUACAAAACAGAAGCAUAUCAGAAUAAAUGAACAUCAGCGUGGCGGCUCAGUAAUCGUACAACCAAAUCUAUCAUAAUCUGAAACCUUCUUUAUUUUCUUUCAACAUAAUUUCA